AGCAGCUAGUUUCUCAAUUCUGAGUCUGAAAGGCAAGUUAUAGAAUGCUCAAUUAAUUUUGUUAGCUGUGGCAUCUAUACUAUAGAGUACGUAAUUCUGGAUGACAUUGAUUCUUAGUGGGUAAGUCUACACCUGCCCAACUAUCAAAAUAAAUGAGCCAAGGAUUUCAUUUCCCUUCUUUGGGCACAGAAACUUUGUUAUACGAGAUUCAACCGCUUAUUAAUUUUGUACACGUGUCACACUAUACAAAAGCCAAAAAGUGCAAAAAAGAAAGAAAGAAGGAUUUGUUGUUGGUCGUUGAAGGCGUGACAUAUAUAGAGAUGGAAGGUGGUGUUUGGCAUUUGGCAGUUGGCAGCGUGCCGUUGUGUGCGGUGAACGCUUCAUUUUGAGUUUGACAUGGAACGCUUAAUGUUAUUGCAUUGUUAUCGCAAACACAAAAACCAGAGACAACAACCACCAUAACCUUUCACGUUCGUCUCUCGUCUCAACAAGAAGAAGAUGACGGUGGUAGACAUCCUGUUCCGGGUGGACUCCAUAUGCAGCAAAUACGACAAAUACGACCUCGACAAGCAGCGGGAACUCAAUGCCUACGGUGAUGACGCCUUCGCUCGCCUCUACGCCACCGUUGAUUCCACCAUCGAAGCCGCCCUCAAGAAAUCGGAUGCUGCCUUGGCAGAGAACAACAGAGCAGCUGCUGCUGCUAUGAAUGCGGAGGUUCGACGCGCCAAGGGUAGACUCAUGGACGAGAUUCCCAAGCUCCGCAAAUUGGCCAAGAAGAAGGUUAAAGGUUUGACAGACGAAGAUUUGGCGAUCCGUGAGGAUCUUGUAUUGGCAUUGCCAGAAAGAAUCCAAGCAAUACCCGAUGGUAUUACCACUGUCAAUCAAACUGGAGGAGGAUGGACAUCGCAGCCCAACAUCAAGUUUGAUUCAGACGUGCAUCACGGCACUGAUUAUUUCGACCAAACUGAAGAAUCCAGUCAGUUCAGAAAUGAGUAUGAAAUGCGCAGGAUCAAACAGGAUGAGGGUCUUGACUUCAUAUCGGAGGGAUUGGAUACUUUGAAAAAUCUAGCUCAUGACAUGAGUGAGGUUUGUUAUGAAUGGAUAGGCAAGUUCCUCUAAUGGACGAAAUUGACACAAAGGUCAAUAGGGCAACAGCUGAUGUGAGAAACACUAACAAAAGAUUGAAGCAAAGUCUCACUGAGAUGAGGUCUACUCAAAAUUUCUUCAUUGACAUCAUUCUGCUCUGUAUUCUUAUCAGCAUUGUUCUCUAUAUAUACAAUCAACUGAGGUGAUAUGAUCUCAAACUCUUUUCGCUUUGUUGUACCCGUUGUAUCAUGGCUUCACAUUACAUUAUC
Messenger RNA from Arachis ipaensis, 1355 nucleotides. Lineage: Eukaryota; Viridiplantae; Streptophyta; Magnoliopsida; Fabales; Fabaceae. The record is from RefSeq and is a predicted model, not a curated record.